AUGCCUUUCUUGCAGCUCGUGUCAGCCUUUUGGACCUGGCUGGUCGGAGCCGAACAUCCCGGGCUUGAGUCCUCUGACAUGUCGAACCCCGUUGUGCUCAUGUACGAAGGCAAGGUUGACAACAUUUGGCCGGAAAUAAUUAGGCUCGGCAACAUCAGAGCUGCGCUGAAAGGACGAUUGCCAGACCUAAAAGAUGAAUGCACGCGGCUCACACCGCUAGACCACGGAGCAUCACAUGUGGUCAUAGUUAUGGUCGAGACCCGCAUGGGGAAAGAAUAUAUUGUUCGGGUCACCGGCACCGAUCACGACGAUUUCAUGUUCGCGCAGCCAUUCUGGCAGGAAUACAAGGAGUUAUCCGAGGUUUCUUCCAUGCUGGCAUUGCGGAAGUGCACGACUAUACCUGUACCGCACGUCUACUUCGCUGACAAAGACGAGCACCAUCGCGUUGGUGGGUUUUGGACGCUGCAGGAAUAUAUGCCCGGAGAAAACCUCUGGGAUUUGUGGCCGCGGUUAUCUCACGGUGCUCGAGUGCAAGCUAUCAAGCAAGUUGCCGAUUGGAUGCUGGAGCUGUUUCAUCUCGAAUUCGACACGAUCGGUAGUCUACACUGUACGAGCGAUUUUGAGGGCGUACGAAAUCUUUCGGACAGUGAUCUUAACUUUCACGUUGGUAGCAUGGUCACACUGCGCGGCCUGCCGUCUGGGGGGAUCUUGGGACCGCCCAGAAAUCCCGGUCCAUGGCGCGACGCUCGGGCAUGGUUGAAAAGCACGGCACAAGGCGACAUGGAAUUCCAGCGCAGAAUAAAAUCGACACCCGUUCCAGAAUACAUUGACAAGGUGAAAGCGAUAAUCGAUGAACCCCAGGAACUCAACGGCCUUUUCCUCAGCGGGCCGCUCAGUGUCAACGUCCCCUUUGCGCUCGACAUGUGGAACUUCAGGAAUAUCAAGGCACAGCUUGAAGGAGACACGCUUACUCUGACGGCUCUACUGGAUAUGGAGGGUAUGCAAAUACUGCCUCGAUGGGUGCUUGGCCAAGCCCCGCGUAUCGAUGACUUGGAGGCGGAUAUGUCGGAUCUGUUGCUCGAGCUCUUGCUCAAUGAUCCCGUGUUCAAGCUCGCUCACGAAGAUGGGUCGCAUGCGCGCCACUUGUUUGUCUUGGCUACCCGUGCCACUAUGUCCAAGCCUAUGGAUGAAUGGAUCGAAGAAUUUCGCAACCGCGUUUGGGAGGACGUGGCAACCAUGGGAGGGUAA
Messenger RNA from Dacryopinax primogenitus, 1248 nucleotides. RefSeq lists its product as uncharacterized. The record is from RefSeq and is a predicted model, not a curated record. NCBI's taxonomy places the organism in Eukaryota, Fungi, Basidiomycota, Dacrymycetes, Dacrymycetales, Dacrymycetaceae. The transcript has 6 exons. The coding region runs from base 1 to 1248 and encodes 415 amino acids.